AUGGCUAAGCUCAUCAAGUGCAUGCUGUACAAGCGCAAGACCCUUGUUUUAGAGCCUCAGUAUGCAUACAAAGCCAGCAAUGGCGAUGGUGACAGCAAUGGAGAUGGUGACAGCAAUGGAGAUGGCGAUGGCAGCCCCGAUCCCAGAGGCAGUGGCACCACUGAAGGCCUGGUUCUCCGCUCCCGAGUCGUCCCGUUCGCUCGUCCGAGCAGUGCAGCAGCAGUGGGCAGUGCAGCCGCAGUGGUCAGUGCAGCCGCAGUGGUCAGUGCAGCCGCAGUGGUCAGUGCAGCCGCAGUGGGCAGUGCAGCAGCAGUGGUCAGUGCAGCUGCAGUGGGCAGUGUAGCCGCAGUGGUCAGUGCAGCAGCAGCCGUCAGUCCUGAAGCUCUCCCCAAAGCCCAGCGCUCCCGCUGGAAUUUACGUCCUCGUCCUCUGGCCACUGCANGGGUUCCUGUUGCUCAUGGCGUUAGCACGCGGUCAGGUUCCCAGAGAGGCAGCCGUGACACCCAGAGCCGAGGCCGAAGCAGCGGCCGCGGUGCACCCAGGCUCCGCUCUGAACGCUGCCGCCUACGAAGCCGUAAAAUAAAGAAGGAGCCGAAGAUGGAGCUGGAAGUGGAUCCGGAGCCGGAAUCAGAGGCAGAGCAAGAGCUGGAGCCACAACCUGGCCCCAGCAGCCUGCCAGGAGCAAGCCGGUCCUCCUGCAAUAGGCCUGCAGUUCCAAGGAGAGCCUCCCGAUCUACCGCAAGCUCUCCUCCAAGGCGCCCAGUUCGUAUGCGAGCCUCUUCCCCUUCCCCUCCAUGUAGUCUAGAUCCCUUCCCUGCGCAGUAUUAUGAAGGUGCCAGUUCUUCCUCCUCACAGUUCUCCUGUGUGUCAAGUUCCCAUUCUUUCCCCAAUAAGCCACCAGAUCGAGGCUCCUCACCUGCAUUAAGCUCUGUCUCUGCUCCUAGUCCUAACACCCUUUGGCAUGCCUUGAUACCUGAUCUGGAUAACCUUGAUUCUUCCUCUUCUGGAGAGUCAGGGAAAGAAAUAUAGGAUGCUCCUCACUCUCUUACAGAGGAGGACGUGUAG
Mus pahari (shrew mouse) is the source of this 1065-nucleotide messenger RNA. RefSeq lists its product as uncharacterized. The record is from RefSeq and is a predicted model, not a curated record. The transcript has 2 exons. Gene Ontology annotation, cellular component: nucleus. Lineage: Eukaryota; Metazoa; Chordata; Mammalia; Rodentia; Muridae.